Punctularia strigosozonata HHB-11173 SS5 is the source of this 885-nucleotide messenger RNA. RefSeq lists its product as uncharacterized. The transcript has 6 exons. The record is from RefSeq and is a predicted model, not a curated record. NCBI's taxonomy places the organism in Eukaryota, Fungi, Basidiomycota, Agaricomycetes, Corticiales, Punctulariaceae. The coding region runs from base 1 to 885 and encodes 294 amino acids.
AUGGCUAGCGCACACGGACACGAUGCCUCAGUCGACUUGCUCAUUCUUGGCGCCGGAUGGACAUCUACGUUCCUCAUCCCGCUCUGCGUGGAACGUAGCAUCUCAUAUGUUGCCACGACACGCUCGGGGAACGCUCCACCUACGCCAGCUGCUCAACCUUCGAUUCAAUUCGAAUUUGAUCCCACGUCCGACGAUCCGACGCCAUUUACACCUCUGCCCAACGCGAGAACGGUCCUAAUCACUUUUCCUAUCAAGGUUCAGGGAGCGUCGGAACGGCUUGUACGACUGUACAAGCUCACCCACACCGGCACAAAAGCGGCCUUCAUCCAAUUGGGAUCCACGGGGAUUUGGGAUGGUGGGCCUACGUCGAGGAGCGAAUCCGAAGGUGAGCUGCCAGACGUAUGGAUCGAUCGUCAUUCUCGUUUCGAUACGAGUAAUGAUCGAGCACGGGCCGAGAUGGAACUUCUUGCGCUAUCUACGGAGACGCCAACCACCGUUCUAAACCUCUGUGGAUUAUGGGGUGGCAAACGGUCGAUGCGAAAUUGGGUCGGACGAGUUGCGCCAACGAAGGAGGUUUUGAGCAAAAAGACAAGUAUACACAUGAUCCACGGCUUUGAUGUCGCUCGAGCGAUUCUCGCCGUACACAGCACCUUCGCCCCUGCGAAUGGCCAGCGCUGGCUACUCACCGAUGGAAGGGUGUACGACUGGUGGGACCUUGCUUCCGCAUGGGGACCCCAGCCGAAAUGGGUCUUCGAGUUGAUGGAAGAAACCGGCGUUCGCGCUCUCCCUCGUGAUCCAAAACACCUUGGUCGUGCUCUCGACAGUCGAGAGUUCUGGGUCACCUUCGGCCUCCAUCCUGCGAAAGCAAGGUUGGAACGGGAAUAA